CGUUUAUAACAAUACAAAAAUUGACUAACUUAAAAUUGUAAAAACGUAAAAUUAUAAAUCCAUCUCGCGAGAUUGUUAACUGUCGAAAGAUUGUGAUUGGUGACCCGUAACGAUUUAUUAAUCUAAGACCGUAACAUAAUGCUUACGUUGAAUCUAUCGAAGUGAAGAAACCGUCAAAUUAUGAAAUGACGAUGCGACGAAACGGAACGCAUUUUGCGCGCUGAUUGGUUGAACGGCAUAAUAAUGCUUCGCGCCGCCAUAUUUGUUUGUUAAGUCGUUCGUUUGAUGGAAUAUAAAACGAAUAAUUUUGGUGAUUUUAAACUGAUUAGAAUCGAAAACAGCUGUAGAAUACGUUAUAGAUUUUUUUUUGUGGAUGUAAUUAUGAAUUGGUGAUUAAAUAAAGAAGUGCAGUUAUUCACCGAACCUAACCUAAAUUACAUACCUACUAGGUACCCUAUAUUAGUUUUUAAUCGAGAUAACAAUUUUGUUUGCCAUGUCGGAUAUUGAGCCUGACCAUCAACAAAACUCAGCUAAACAAGUUAUUGUUAAUCGGGAUGAUUUUACCAUAGAGUUACAAAACUAUUACAGCAGUCUUAAUAAAAAUAAUAAAAAAAAUGAAUGGACAAAUCAAAGAAUAAAAAAUGUGAUAAAAUUGUUAGACGAGUACAACACAUCCAAAUCUCAAGGUGGGCGACUAACAAGCAAGCAUUACUAUCAUGCAAAAAAAUACGAUGUAAUGAAUAUUGGUGACCAGAAAGUUUUAAUAAUGAAGAGAAAGGAUACCUCAGAUCCUUUAGUACAAAUAAUUCCAGUGGAAGAGUAUUAUCAAUUGAUACUCGACGCACAUAUUGCCACUGGACAUGGACGUCGAGAUAAAAUUAUUCACGUUUUGAGAGAUAAAUAUAUGGUGCCAAUAUUUGCGAUUUCAAUAUUCAUAAAUUUGUGUAAAAUAUGCUUAGCAAAGAAAAAGGCUCCAAUAAGAGGCGUAAUCAAAGGUAGGAUGCCUCAAAAUGCUGUUUUUGCCUGUCCAAAGGCAGAGGACAACAGGCAAGAAGCUGGUUGCAGUUCCAAGUCAAAUAAUGAUGACGAUAACAUAGAAUCGGGCUAUGUGGAUAAAGAUGCAUCAGGAGAUGGCUUAGAUGUCUCAGAUAACUCUGAACAGGAAACUUUUGCUGGAAAACGUGUACAUGAAACUACAAAGCGAAAAUCGCCACUGCAACAAAUGACUUCCUCAGAUAAUUUCAAUGAACUAGUGGAACUAAAAAAAAAGAAAGCUAAGGUUGAAAUACAACUAAUGAAAGAGAAAGUGGAAAUAGCAAGAAGAGAAAAAUAUAAACUGGACUUGGAACUAUUGAAAAUGGAACGGGAGUUAGGGAUGAGUGAAUCCAUUUUCACUGCACCUUACGUUUCAGAAUAAAAAAGUAUUAAUACAUAGAUUAAUAAAUAAUUAAAUUAAUAGUACAAAGGUGAUAAGUAAUUGUAGUAAUAAGUGUAAGACAAUGGUAAUUUAUAGAACUUUAAUUAACAAGAAUGUUGCAUUAAAAUUUUCCAGCCAUUUCAACCAAUUUUUGAUUCUUAUGCCCGUUUUCUCCAUCAAUCCCUAAUUUUUAAGUGACCCCUA
This is a messenger RNA of Ostrinia furnacalis (Asian corn borer), 1621 nucleotides long. RefSeq lists its product as uncharacterized. Lineage: Eukaryota; Metazoa; Arthropoda; Insecta; Lepidoptera; Crambidae. The transcript has 2 exons. The record is from RefSeq and is a predicted model, not a curated record. Bases 494 to 1417 code for a protein of 307 amino acids.